Ostrinia furnacalis (Asian corn borer) is the source of this 1008-nucleotide messenger RNA. RefSeq lists its product as uncharacterized. The record is from RefSeq and is a predicted model, not a curated record. The transcript is spliced from 2 exons. The coding region runs from base 53 to 589 and encodes 178 amino acids. Lineage: Eukaryota; Metazoa; Arthropoda; Insecta; Lepidoptera; Crambidae.
AUGAUCGUGCGCGUUAGUGUCCUGCCGGGGGUCUUCACAGUAUCACCUCGCGAUGUGUCUUAGUGUGACUGUGAUUACGUUACUAUUAUUUAUAAAAACAAAAGCCGACAGCGUAGAACAUGGCGACCACUUCAACACAGCGUACGCGCCGCCAACCGUCAACUUCAACGAAAUCUUCACCAACAGCCUCUCCCUUCUAUCCGAAGAACCAACUUUGACUACUGGAACAAAGGAUGAGGACUUCCAUCUCAACAACAUACCGUCUCAAUUCGUCGAAUUUCGUCCUCAAAAAGUAGAAGUCACUACGACCCCAACGCCCCCUCCACCAAUGUAUCUCCUGAAUUCUUCGUAUUUGAAAAAGGAAAACGAAACAGAAGAACAUCGCAAUACGACGUCAACGACUGCUGCUGCUCCGAUCGUGUUGUCAACUGAAGCACCACAAGAGAACUCUGUGAAAGUGAUACCCAUAAAGAAGAACUACCAAAGAGGUGUCCUAGAUUUGCUGUUCCCAGCGUCUAGGGUGCGCGCAUUCAAAGGAGUUUUUGAUACUUUUCGACGAAUACUGUCGCAUACUUUUCGCAGACGAUAAUGUAUUUACUAUUAAUACUGUGUUUUAUUACGAGUUGAAAUUGGAUAAUAUGAGUAUUAAUGGAAGAACAUGGUUCAUGUUCCUAUGAUAUUUGAGAUUUUAUAAAGAAAAUUUGUGUCCGUUUAGGGUUUCAUGGAAUUUUUGUGUCUACUUUUUGCUAGAAUCGUAAAGACGUGUAUGUUUAUUGUAACUUAGGAAAAGAUGAUGAUACUUAGUUACUUUUAUUCCUCAACUCUUUCCAAUGUUUAGUCAAUUGAUUGAUAACUCUUAUCAAAUUGAAGUUCCUUUUUUCUAAAAAAAACUAUGCUUGUUAAUACUUGUUUUUCAAUUUACAAUUUGCCAUAUUUUUUUGCUAAUUUCACUGCUCUCAUGCAAGUUGCUCAAUGCCAUCAUUAUUUUAAACACGUGUGUUUAGUUUU